AUGACGGUGAUAGAUUACAACGUGUCCGAUAAUGCAAUAUCCGUCGACUAUUUUGGCAAUGUUGGCACCGAACAAACGUUUGUUAGCGGCGUAUUGUUACUUUCGACGAUGACUUCCAUUGUCGCGAACGUCACUUCGUCCACAAUCGGGAGGCCUGGCCAGGCACACAUUUUGGAGAACUUGAUUAUACCUUUGUACGGGACGAUAUUUUUACUAUCGGUGGUUGGCAAUUCGUUGGUGUUGAUCACUUUGGCGCGCAACAAACGGAUGAGAACUGUCACCAACGUUUACCUGUUGAAUUUGGCAGUCUCGGAUUUGCUGCUGGGUGUCUUCUGCAUACCCUUCACACUUCUCGGCCAGAUACUGAAGAACUUCGUCUUCGGUAUUACGAUGUGCAAACUUAUUCCGUACUUCCAAGCUGUGUCUGUGUCAGUCGGUGUAUGGACUCUCGUGGCCAUUUCUCUGGAACGUUACUUCGCCAUUUGCAGACCACUAAAGUCAAGACGGUGGCAAACUCAGUUUCAUGCUUACAAAAUGAUCGCUGUGGUUUGGACUACCAGUCUCACGUGGAACGCGCCAAUCCUUGUAGUUUCACGACUUCAAAGUAUAGGUGGAGGUAGACACAAGUGUCGAGAAGAGUGGCCAGGCGUCGGUACGGAAAGGGCUUACAACCUCUUCUUAGACGGAAUGUUGCUUCUGGUUCCUUUGAUAGUAAUGAGCCUGGCUUAUUCGUUAAUCGCGGCGGAACUUUGGCGAGGAUUGCGACAAGAAAUGCGACAAUCGUCCAAUUGUCAACGACGUCAGGAUUUUAUAAUCACCCAGAGUU
Colletes gigas is the source of this 826-nucleotide messenger RNA. Its product is annotated as cholecystokinin receptor type A-like. The annotation marks the transcript as partial. Gene Ontology annotation, biological process: neuropeptide signaling pathway. Gene Ontology annotation, molecular function: gastrin receptor activity; neuropeptide receptor activity. Lineage: Eukaryota; Metazoa; Arthropoda; Insecta; Hymenoptera; Colletidae. The record is from RefSeq and is a predicted model, not a curated record. Gene Ontology annotation, cellular component: membrane. The transcript is spliced from 5 exons.